AUGCCUUCGCCGCCCGACAGCCCCACCACUCCGCCACCUUCCUUCCACUCCCUCCAACGCCAACCCGUCGAGCCCUUGAUCGCCGAAUGGACGACCUCGGGCGUCGACCAGCCAGACUUCCACGGGCGCAUGGCAGCGCAGUUCCACUCGCUGCCUGGCGACGGCCGCAGAGCAUCCGACCUGCGCGCGCUCGUCGCGGCGCAGAAAAGCGCGUCCUCGAUGGCAUUGAGCGUUAGAAGCCACACCCAAGCCAGAUCGACGGUGUCAGGCGCACCAUCCAUGCUGACACGAGCAUCCGGCGACACGUACGAGUCCUCUGGCGUCAGCACCGCAGAUGCGAGCGUCGUUCAAGGCGUGCGGCUCCUCGAGCUCGGGCCCGACGGCAUCCUCGAGGUGCGGCCUGAUGCCCGGCGCAGCGUCCUCGAAUGCCCGUUUCACUUCUUGAACUGCCACUUCCGCUCCUACGACCUCGAGCACUGGAAGACGCAUACUAUGUGGCACUUCCGCGGGCAGGAUCCUCCGCGCUCGAUAGAGUGUCCGCUCUGCGAUACAUUCAACUACACAUACCCCAACGGUUUCGACGCCUGGGACGCGCGGAUGAACCACCAAGCCCAGCACCAUUACGCUGGCCACACCCUCGCUACCGCCCGUCCCGAAUUUAAGCUUCACCACUACCUAUGGCAGAGACGGAUCAUCAGCCAUGCGGAGCUGCAAGAGCUGAAGGGUGCGUCCAGACUGCGGCAUGCGCAGGCGGAAGCGUACAAUGCCUAUACAGUCACACAGGGGCCAGGCAGGAACGAUAGGCCUCAGCGGAUGCCUAGGCGGGAAGGGCGCGGAUGA
This is a messenger RNA of Coniosporium apollinis CBS 100218, 840 nucleotides long. RefSeq lists its product as uncharacterized. NCBI's taxonomy places the organism in Eukaryota, Fungi, Ascomycota, Dothideomycetes. Bases 1 to 840 code for a protein of 279 amino acids. The record is from RefSeq and is a predicted model, not a curated record. The transcript has a single exon.